This is a messenger RNA of Mucor mucedo, 1081 nucleotides long. RefSeq lists its product as uncharacterized. The transcript has a single exon. Bases 34 to 1035 code for a protein of 333 amino acids. Lineage: Eukaryota; Fungi; Mucoromycota; Mucoromycetes; Mucorales; Mucoraceae. The record is from RefSeq and is a predicted model, not a curated record.
UACCAUACCACAUACAUACACACAUAACAGACAAUGGCUUUAUCGUGGAAUAAAGAAUUAUCACAAUUCCUGAAAGAUAUUGGACUUGUGGAAACCAGCGAGUGUCUCGAAUCCGAAUUAAUCGUACUUUCACGCCACCACCUUCAAAAAUUACCGCAGGCUCUGGAUACACUUGUUGAAAACCUUUUGGUCUCUCUUGAACGCCAUGUCAAUGCCAAAGAACAACUCUUGGAAUCAAACGACAAGACCCAUGCCGAUCUACUCGUCACAAAACGUAAACGACCAGACGACGACGAUGAUGAAGAAGAAGAAGAACGUGAGCGCGCCAAAAGACUCGAUCCCGAACAGAUUCAAAUUAGAGCCACCACCGAAGAAGUGAACCAACGCAUUAAUACCUUCAUUCAAGCCAAACAAAACGAAUUAGACGAAAGUAACCGUACAGAGUUUCUUAGUAGACACGAUCCAAAGGCAGACGAUGUGACGUGUGCAAGGACCGAUGCGCGUGAAAUCAAUCGAAACAUUCAAAUGAAGUUUGAUAUUGUCAAUAACGAAGACGGUCCUCUAGCACGAUCCUUACUCUCCUAUAACGAUGCCAAUAAACAACAAGAUCUAUCAAAAAGCACCAGCAACACAUGUGCCGAUCCCAGUGAACGCAUCAGUAAUAUAGAACAGCAUUUGAAUAUUCGACUGGAUGAGGGAGCAAAACCUCCGUUUUCAACUUUUGAACGCAUUAAAAUAUUAGAGAAUACACUCAUGGAUAUUGAGCGACAACACCCUAGAUGGGCAGCUGUCCAUUUUAACCAACCCAACCGACAGUUCCCACCACCACCACCCGUGAAAUAUAUUACACGGCCUCCUUCUUCCGUUGAAGAAGAAGUAAUACCCAUACAAGAGACGUAUAUCUCAACACCCAUGGUGACUACAGCACCUCAAGCGAGGUUAAAGACACAAGGAAGAGCGAAUUCUUCCCUGACACGAGCAGUGAUUGAUCAACUGAAUCAACAAGUAUCAGUGGUAGACCCUCCUUCGAUCUAAUAAGUAAAAAAUAUAAUAAUAAUAAAUUUUUCUAUAUUAUGUAAAU